Somion occarium is the source of this 2941-nucleotide messenger RNA. NCBI's taxonomy places the organism in Eukaryota, Fungi, Basidiomycota, Agaricomycetes, Polyporales, Cerrenaceae. The record is from the annotation of a GenBank genome assembly.
GGCCAGGAUUGUCAAACACGCUCAUGAUGGAUCAGAACAUCAACUUCUCCCCUCCACUCAAACGUCGCCUUUUGCUUCUUUUUGCUAAAUUCGUCUAAAUUCCUUGUGACACACCCUGAAUACUGACUGCGAGGCUGAUCACAUGCUCAAUUUUGUGUACAUGCGGCGUAGAACGUAUCUCGCCCAUGACGUGAAAGAAGGACAGAGUAUAAGCGAUGCUCGGUGACCGGCAUAUAUAGCGUUCAACGAGAGAGUUUCCGACUGACUCAGAGUCGGCCACCUAUUGUACAUUGAAAGUGCCGAGAUCAACCUUCUUCACUAUUGGGGCAUGUUGAGAUUAUUGUUUUUGCCUCUAUGGGCAACUCGGAUUGUGUUUGGCGCGAGUACUAACGUUCAGAGCUCCGAAAGUGUAGCUCCGUCGUCUGUAUCCCCGUCUAUCAUAACCAGUGCGGGGUCGCCGUUAGCAACGAGUAUCCAGGACCCAGCUAGUCUCGUGAACCUUUUCAUUGGAACGCGGAAUGGGGGUCAUACAUUCCCUGGUAUGUGCAACAUUGCCGCAUGGAAUGGUCAAAGUCGGAAUGGAUACGAACUCUCCUGGAAACCAUGCAGGAUACGACGGUGAUCCUCAAUUUAAUGCGACUGGUUUCUCACAGCUGCAUGACGAUGGCACCGGUGGUGCCGUACCCCUUUCACUUUUCAAACUCUGGGCUUUCAAAUCGUGUGGUCAAUUUGACACGUUCGAGGAGUGUCCAACUUCUAUUGCAAGUAGAAAUGCACCAAGAAAGAAUUUGAGUACCGGCUUGCCUGAUGACUUCGCCGAACCUGGCUACUUCUCGUCCAACUUGUCGACAGGCAUACGUGUAGAAUUGACAGCGACUCGCAGAGCCGCCUUGCACAAAUACACUUUCCCGGCUGGAACUCGAAAUCCUCGAAUGGUUGUCGACAUUACUAACGAUGGUCAACAAAGCAGCACUGAUCCGAUAAUGGAACUUGACUCUGAGACUGGGAAAGUCGCAGGUGGAGCGUCAUUCGCUGCUUCCUUUGGUCCUGAUCGAUUCCGCGCUUUCUCUUGUGUGGACUUUCAAGGAGAUGGUUUUGAUUUGGGACAACCCAAGGAAUUCGGAGCCUGGCUUGGCAACUUUCCAGUGAAACAGAGUACUAACAUUAACCAACUUUACUUCGGUUUCCGAGAUGAGCUUGGUGCCCUUCUGACAUUCACACCAAACGGAAAUGGCACGACGUCAAUCUUAGCACGCGUCGGGGUUUCUUUCAUUUCUCCUGACCAAGCCUGCGCCAACGCAGAAGAAGAAAUCCCAGACUUCAAUUUGGACCGCGUUCGGAGCUCUGCGCGCGCUCAGUGGAAUGAAUUGCUCGGCCGCAUCCAAGUAAAGACUGACAACGUUGAUCCAGAGAUUGUCAGUUUGCUCUAUAGCUCUGCUUAUAGAACCCAUAUCUCGCCGGCGGACUACACAGGAGAAAACCCGAAGUGGAACUCUACCGAGCCCUACUACGAUUCCUUCUACUGCAACUGGGACACCUAUCGUACUCUGUACUCGUGGAUGGCUUUGCACGACCCCGAUGAUUUUGCGCGGAUUAUCCGGGGAAUGAUAAACAUUCAGCAGCAUGAAGGGUGGUUGCCUGAAUGUCGUGGUGCAACGGCUCAGCACUUUAUCCAAGGUGGCAGCAAUGGGGAUCCUAUCCUCGGAGAGUUCUUCGUAAAGUUCCAUGAACACGCCGCCGCUCUCAAUGUUUCCUCAUCCGCCUUGUAUACGGCGCUCCUUGCUGAUGCCGAAAAGCAACCGCCCAACUGGGAUCUGCAAGGACGUCAGGUCAAUAUCUGGAAGAAGCUAGGCUAUAUCCCCUCGGACGUGUGGGAAGUGGGUGGAACGAAUACAAAACAAGUGUCUCGCACUCUGGAGUAUGCUUUCGAUGACUUCGCCAUCUCACAAGUCGCCAAGAUCUUAGGAAAGAAACAGGACGGCGCAAAAUACUCGAAGCGAGCAGGUAACUUUAUCAAUGUUUGGAAUCCAAACACAACCGUCCCUGGCAAUGAUAGUAUCGUCGGGAUGAUGCAGCCUAGGUUCGCGGAUGGGACAUUCAAUUUCACAGAUCCUCGACAUUGCAGCGUGAACGACCCGACACAGGCCACUUGUUUCUUGAAUGCGGCUAACAAGGAUGGUUUUUAUGAGGGUUCCCCUAUCGUUUACACUCAGUAUGUCCUACAAGACACUGCGAAGCUGAUUCAAUUGCAGGGUGGAAAUCAGAAAUUCAUCGAUCGACUCAACUUCAUAUUUGAGCAAAAUUACUUCGAUUCAACCGACGAACCCUCGCAGCAAAUACCCUUCAUGUACCAUUAUGCGAAUCGCCCAGGACUGAGCACCCAGAGGUCGCGUCAAGUGAUCGCGCAGUUUUACAAUACAUCCACGAAUGGUUUGCCUGGCAAUGACGGUGCAAUGGGAAGCUUUGUCGCUUUUUAUCUCGCAGGUCUUUACCCUCUGCCUGCCACGCGACAGUUCUUGCUUUCGUCGCCAUACUUUCCGCAAAUAUCGUUCUUUAACCCUAUCUUCGGUAAGACCACCACUAUUAAGGCUAACAACUUCAAGGGUAAUCCUAUUGACGGAACCGGCGGUACGGUAUUUGUCAAGGGUGUGAAGAUUGAUGGAAAGGCGUGGAAAUCCAAUUGUUUCAUCGAAUGGGAAGCAUUUCAACAGGGCUCAACGAUAGAACUCGAGCUGACGGAUGAUAUCAACGUGACUUGCGGCAAAGGCUCGGAUGCGUUGCCUCCGUCGUUGUCCACCGGUGGAUAUAACUGAGUACCUGAAAGAAUCUCAGUUGUAUCCAAUAGAAUUGAACUUGCAUGUCUGGUGUUCUUUCGCAUUUGCUUGGCACUGAGAAUAUGCCUAUCUCGCGUUCAAUCACGUUCAAUCUAGAAUAUUUUGGU